UAUUUAUUUUUUAUUUUAUAAAAUUUUAAAUCUCAAACCCAAAUCCCCACCCCUUAACUAUAAAUCUUAUGGGUAUAAAUAUAUAUUUACUUUUUUAAUGAAAUAUUUUGGUCAUUUUGACUCCUAGAAUCUAUAUUUGUGAUAUAAACUUUUUUAGUGUUAUCCUAAGGUUUUUCCCAAAAUUAAACCAUAAAUUUUUGGAAAUGAUUAAAAUAGCAUCAUGAACCGGUAAAUAUCUUACUAGUUUAAAUCAAGAAGUUUGAAUAAUGACUGAAUGGGGAAAGUUUGUGGUACGAUUCGUAAAGUAGUAGUUGAGGAGACAUAGAAGAAACAUGAUAAGACUUUGGUAUCUACAAACUUGAUGAAGACAAGAAGACAUUAAGCCAAAGCUGUCCAAAACAGCACUCAAACUCGAGUUAAAAAGAUAGAUUCAUUCACUUCCCCUUUAUCCUAACACUUGUUUGUCCCCCUCCCGCACUCAAACAAACAGUUUCUAUCCUUUCUCGUCUCCUCCCACGUGCGUCCUUUAUUAUCUCUCACCAGUAGUUUUCAUUUCUAGAUCAGUUUCUUCAAUGGAUUAGGUUUCUUGACGGUAUAUUAUGUGACUAUUAUUGGAUUCGGCCACAUAUCUAUUUUCUUUAUCCGUUUUGUACCUGCUACUGCUUAAUUCACAUCCGACCCUUACGUAAGGGGAUAUGGUUUUAUAUCAAUUUACAAUAAGUAGAAUGGUUUUAUGUCAUUUAUAUAACACUGUUUCAAGUUAUUUAGUGUUGAGAUUCAAACAUGCUAAAUAUUUAAAUAUUCAAAACGUUAAUCAAAACAUAUCUUGCUCGAUUAUAUUAAGGUGUUUGAGCCAAAAUGUUCAAUCAUACUUGUUCAAGCUACUAAAUACAUGUAAAAACUCUGAAAUUCAAAAUAACCAAGCUAAAAUAUUCAGAAAUCCUAUUACAUGACAAAAAUAUUUAUUUUCGAAUAACAGCUUGGUCAAAUCAAAAUAGGUUAUAACAUGUUAAUAACAGCCCAAAAUUGCUUAACUUAUUUCUCUUUAUCUUAACAUUUUUACCAAAAAAAAACAGCCCAAAAUCACUAGCUACUAUCCAAUUUUUGUCUAUAUUCCUUGCACAAUUUGAUGUUGUUUCAGCUAAAACUCUCGAUGGCUAUAAGAAUUUAACGCCGCAAGCAUGAGCAAGUCUCCAUUGUUUUGAGGUUUUGCUACCUUUUUAGUAACUAAAAAUAUUAAUAAAUUUAAAAAAAAAAACAGAUCGAUCCCACGAGCUAGACUAUAAGUGUGAAUGUGAUUCCGACAAGAGUCAUAUGGUCCCUUCAACUUUUAAAGCCAAUAACUUCAGUGGUCGACCCGACACUACGGCACGAGUAGUCACGCACGACUCUCUUCACAUUGAUAUUUUCCCCUCUACUCUCAUCUGUUUGGUUGAUCUAAAAACAUGUAGAGACCAACCAAAAUGUCAUAUAGUAUAUGAUAUGGACUUCAUAAUCAAGUGUCACUUUCGUUAUCUAGAUUGAUAUCGUGCGAACUAUUUCUUAAAAGUCAAGUUUUUAAUAUUGUGUUAGGCACAAAAUAUAUCUUUUUACCUACGUUUUUAUUAAAUUAAAUCAAACAUAUGUCAAUACCAAGCUUACAACUGAAUUACUAGAGUAAAACAGAUAUAAGAUAAUUGAAAGAAUUCCAAGACCAUAUUCUCUUCUAGACUUUAUUUACUUUUUUCCUAGUCUUUGUGGUAUUUUGUUUGAUGUAUGGUAUAAUUCAGUUUUUAUACACUUGCUAGUAAAAAUCGGAUGUCGGUUAUUCAACAAGUCGUCUCCAUCAUAUAGGGGAGGAGGUAACUAGAAAGGCCAUGAGUUCUAGUCUGUCAUGGUAUUGAAGUAUUGAACCAUUGAAUUUAGAAAUUAUAAGCUAUCUUAUCAAUCCACCAUAGUAAUGGUUGCAAAAACGAAGCACUUGUGAAAUAAAUGUUUUACGAAAAAAGGAAAAUGUUCCUUCCCAAAGAGGGCAGUGUACUCAAGCUCAGGAUGGGCAGACAGUUAAUAGCCUUUAUUCAUAAGUUGAUCUGAACUCUUCCCCAAAUAUUUUACUGAAGUUGCGUAGUGAAUCAAACAGAAGUGUGUAGUGAAUAUUGCGACAAGCUCAAAAAAAGAAGAAGUGGAGUUUGCAAUUUGAUAACAUGAUUCUUAAGAGUCUAAUAAAAACAUUGAAUGUAAACAAAAGUAUGGGACGUUGUCCGUUCCAACAUUAACCAAACUUGUCUAUUAAUAUUCAUGUUAGUUGGGUGUUGCAUGUCUAAAUUCGUUGAAUCAUGUGUCCCUUGAAGAUGCAUGCUCUUGUUUCUAGCUUAGAAGUAUAAAUAUAAAUACACUUAUCAUUUCUUUAGUUGUUUGGUUUGCUUAUCUUAAUAAGUACGCUGAUUGGAUAUUGUGAUAAAUAAAAAUUAGUGAUGCAAACAUGGAAAAUCAGAUAAAGUCAACCAAAAACACUAAAUCGUUUACAAAUGUAUAUGAUUACAAAUUUAUAUGACUAAUGUUAUUAAUUAAUAAUUUAUCUUAGAAUAAAAUGUAUUUACAAAGUCCAUGCAUAUAUACUAUCGAUUAUAGUUUUUCAAUUUAUAUGUAUGCGAAGGUGUAAUUUGCAAUGAAAUAAACAAGAGUUAACAUCUAAUGUAUACAAAAGUUGAAUAAGAAACAAGUAACUAUCAUAAGAUUGUAUUUUAUAUUCAAAAAUCAUAACAAUUUAAAUAAAAUAAUGUAGAAAUAUGUUAGCAUCAAAUGUUGGGAUAUUGGCCGACCUGAACUUAAUAAAUGUCGGAAGUCAUUGCUUUUCUCCCAAAAGACAAAGGUCCUUGUUUCUCUUGUUUCAUUAAUAGUUGUAAAUGCUUUUUCACGAUUGCUAGUCUGUUUAGCAGCUUAAGUAUAAUUAGAAUGACGCUAUAAGUAUCUUCACCCAAACCUAUUUCGUUGAGGGAACGUUUUUACGUAUUUUAAUCAUACUGGCUAUGAAUUAGAAUACGAUAUAACUCAGAUUUUGAAGAUGAGAGCGUUUUUUCUAGUCAAAUAUAUGUUCUGUACUUCUAGUUGUUGGUCCAAGAGAAUUUAUAUGAACUAUAUAGUUGAGGAGUCAAGGAAAACAAAUUAUUAGUAUUCUAAUAUUUGAUUGAUUAGUUUAGUUUAUAUAGUAUCGUGUUGCUUAAGAUACAUAAAGACACAUCCAUGACGACAUGUAUAUUUUUGUGUGACAAAAUAUAUAAUAACUUAAACCUAUUAAACAUGGAUAUUUACGAUAAAGCCAUGCACUCCUCCUUCAUUUUUGUACGCUUUCCUUUUACUAUAAAUAGGGAAUACUCAUGAUCCUCUAAUUAAGCAACCAUCCACACAACCUUUUCCAGGAGGAGCCGGACAACAAACGAAUAUACACUUUUAGUUUCAUCAAAGACGAAGCUGCACUAGAAAUGGAGUUGGAUCUUGAUCUCUCUCUUUCACCUCAUACUAAUUCUUCAAAAUUCGGGUUUUGCUUUGACCUCAACAAGCAUUGCGCGACUGAGGGCGUUGUGUCAUGUUUGAAUACGAAACAAACGCGUUUUGAUUCGAUGUUUUGGUUGGAGAAUAUGGAAGAAGAUUGUUAUGUGCCAAAACCAUGUUCGUUUUCUUUGAAUGGCCAGCCAGACGAGGAGGAUGAAGGUCCUUUGGAAUCUGACUCUACGAUUGUUGACGAUGAGGAGGAAGAUGGCGAAGUCGUGGGGUGGCCACCAAUAAAGUCAUGUAUGACAAAGUAUCAUAAUUACCGUCGUAGUCGUAAUCACCCAUAUCACCAUCAUGGUAGGAGGAUCAACAUACCUAAUCCAACGGCUACAAUUAUUGGACUUAGACCGUCAUCGUCAUCAACAUCAUCACCGAGAUCAUCAAUGUAUGUUAAGGUGAAGAUGGAUGGUGUGGCAAUAGCUAGAAAGGUGGACAUCAAGCUUUUCAACUCUUACGAGUCUCUCACUAAGUCCUUGAUCACCAUGUUUACUCAAUACCAAGAUUGUGAUAGAGAAGAUACAAGUUACAAAUUCACCUUCCAGGGGAAAGAGGGCGACUGGCUAUUACCAGGGGAUGUUCCAUGGAAGAUCUUUGCUGAGUCUGUUCAUCGAAUAUCAAUAAUUAGAGAUUGCCCGUGUGCAUAUACACGGCUGUUGUUCUAAAAAUAACUUUUUCAAAGCAAUUAUUAUUUGUAAUUAAAAUGUCUACCUUAUCAGAUUUUCACUCGAUUUA
Messenger RNA from Brassica rapa (field mustard), 4263 nucleotides. Its product is annotated as auxin-responsive protein IAA29. Lineage: Eukaryota; Viridiplantae; Streptophyta; Magnoliopsida; Brassicales; Brassicaceae. The record is from RefSeq and is a predicted model, not a curated record. Gene Ontology annotation, biological process: regulation of DNA-templated transcription. Gene Ontology annotation, cellular component: nucleus.